CCUUCAAAGCUCAAACAAAAUUCCAUUAAUUUCACCUUUCUCUAGCUCCGUAUAUCUCGUAGUUCUAAGUCGGUGGCAAGCUUGAGAAUACAAGUCCAUUUAAGGCCAGCGUCUUCUAUCUUCAGAGUUUCCUAUUCUAUUCAAAUCGUAGUUGUGAUUCAGGUAGUCAGUACACGAAAAAUGGACAUAAUUUCUCAAUUGCAAGAGCAAGUGGAUUUAAUUGCUUCACUUGCAUUUAAUACUAUUGGGACGCUGCAAAGAGAUGCUCCUCCAGUGCGUCUCUCUCCAGAAUACCCUGAACCACCAGCUAACCCUUCCGAUGAUUUUGCAGAGCAACCUAAGUUGAUGAGUUCUGCACUUGUAAAGGCUGCUAAGCAGUUUGAUGCUUUGGUGGCUGCACUUCCAUUGGCCGAGGGAGGUGAAGAAGUGCAACUCAAAAGGAUUGCAGAGCUGCAGGCUGAAAAUGAUGCAGUAGGCCGGGAAUUCCAAAGGCAACUGGAAGCUGCGGAGAAAGAAUUGAAGCAGGUCCAGGAGCUAUUUAGCCAAGCAACAGACAAUUGCCUGAACUUGAAGAAGCCAGAUUAAUCAAUUAUGGUGCACUGCAAUUCCUAUUUCUUAAGGUGGCAAGUGUGGAGCUUGGGUUGGUCCAGAUGGAGAAUUCCAAUUUGGAAAAUUUGUCGAAGUAUUUUUCCCCUUAGUUGGGAGGCUGCAUAUGUUGUCAUUUGUGGCUUAGGCAGAUGUAGUGCCUUGUGUGUUAGAAGUAGUGUACCCGCAGAUCAUGUUUUACCACCCUUCUGUGGACUUAGGAUUGCAUACUCAGAUUAAUUAUUAGACAAGUUCAAAGACGUGAAAAUUUGGCUAUUUGCAGUGUUCCGCUUGUUGCUC
Manihot esculenta (cassava) is the source of this 885-nucleotide messenger RNA. RefSeq names its product mediator of RNA polymerase II transcription subunit 21. The record is from RefSeq and is a predicted model, not a curated record. The transcript is spliced from 5 exons. Gene Ontology annotation, biological process: regulation of transcription by RNA polymerase II. Gene Ontology annotation, molecular function: transcription coregulator activity. Gene Ontology annotation, cellular component: mediator complex. The coding region runs from base 181 to 585 and encodes 134 amino acids. Lineage: Eukaryota; Viridiplantae; Streptophyta; Magnoliopsida; Malpighiales; Euphorbiaceae.